GUGAAACGUGAUAUCAGCAGCAUGCUGAUCCUGGACACUUGUUGACUCCUACAAACUGCCAUUCUCAGCUGCAGAAAGCAUCCACCAUCCACCAUCUUAAACUUAGAGACUUUGUGUGGCUCACCAUUUUUGCCUUGGGAUCUAAAGAUUUCCACCUGUCUUUAGAUUUGCCCGUUGCCAUGUCCUCAUCGGGUUCUCUUUUGUCCGAGGAUUUGUUCCAGUGCACGGUGUGUCUGAAUGUUUUUACCCAGCCUGUCUCUCUCCCUUGUGGGCAUACGUUCUGCCUCUCCUGCAUCCAAACUCAAUGGGUGACAACCGGCUCCCCUCACUGCCCAAAAUGCUUGGUAGUUUUCCAAGCACCGCCAGAGCUCCGGGAGAACUCCUUUGCUGAUGAGAUGGCCAGGCAGAUACGGGAGCAAAAAGGGAAAACAACAACGGAGCACCAUGGUUCCCAAGUGGCUGUGUGUGACCUGUGCCCUGCAAGGAAACCUUUACGUGCUGUGAAAUCCUGCUUGAUAUGUUUGGUGUCAUAUUGUGAGCAGCACGUGGCGUCUCAUGCGACACGCUUCACCAAGCACACAUUGGUGCAGCCAUGGCACCAUCUGGAGGAAAGGAUGUGCAAGAAGCAUGAAAGGCCUUUGGAGCUCUUCUGUAGAUAUGACCAGACAUGUGUGUGUGUGUUGUGCACGGAUACAGAACACCAAUCACACCAUGCUGUACCUGUGGAGAGAGAGUGUGCAGAGAGGAAGACCAAGAUAUUGAAAUCCCAAUAUGAUAUUAAGCAAAUGAUUGAGCAGAGACUGAAGAAGGCCAAUGAAAUAAAAAAAUCUAUACAAAUGAGCAAAGAAAACACAGAAAGAGAGAUUGCAGACAGUAUAGAGGUCUUCACUGUUUUGGUGCACUGCAUUGAGAGAGGCCAGGCUGAGCUGGUAAAGAUGAUGGAGGAGAAGCAGAAAGCAGCAGAGAGACAGGCUGAAGAGCUCAUCAAAGAGCUAGAGAUAGAAGUCGCUAAACUAAAGGUUAAGAACUCAGAACUGGAACAGCUCGUUCAGUCUGAGGACAACCUUCAUCUCCUACAGAUUUUUCCGUCUCUUAGUCCAGUUCCUUACACUAAAGAUUGGAGAAGGACAAGAGUGAGCACCACACAAUGCUUGGGCCUGCUGAGGGAAGCUGUGGCUCACACAGAAGAGCUACUGGGGAUUCAGAUGCAUAAAAUCACUGCUAGAGAACUUGAAGCAAUAUCCCAAUAUGAAGUGGAUUUGACCCUUGACCCCAUCACAGCAAACCCUUGGCUGGAGGUAUCUGCAGACGGGAAGUGCGUGAAGGAUGGGAAUGUGGAGCAGAAGGUUCCAGAUGAUCCCAGACGGUUUGACACAGCGCCAUGCGUACUUGCACGAGAACCCAUGUCCAGAGGGAGGAGCUACUGGGAGGUGGAAGUGGCCAAUAAGACGGCUUGGGAUCUUGGCGUGGCCAGGCAGUCAGUCAACAGAAAGGGCCUUGUCAUGCUGAGCCCAAACGAUGGCUACUGGGCAAUCUGCCUGAGGAGGGGAAGAGAAUACAGAGCAUGUGAUGGUGAAUCAGUGCUGCUUUCUCUGCGCAUUCAGCCACAAAGAAUUGCCAUAUUUGUGAGUUAUGAGGAUGGACAAGUGUCAUUCUAUGACCCAGUAUCAAAAGUUCAUAUCUUUUCAUUUACUGGGCAGCGCUUUACUGAGGGUCUUCUGGCCUUCUUCAACCCUGAUGUGAAUGACUCAGGAAAUAAUAGAGCUCCUCUUAUUAUACGAACUGUUAGACAUCAGGCCAAUAAGUCUUACGAUAGUGUAACAAUAUGAAGUCUAAUUUGUUAAUGUGUGAAUUAAUCAGACAAAAAAAAAUCAAGUGAACUGAUCUGAUCACACAACCCCAAUUCCAAUGAAGUUGGGACAUUGUGCAAAACAUAAAUAAAAA
Pygocentrus nattereri (red-bellied piranha) is the source of this 1944-nucleotide messenger RNA. RefSeq names its product bloodthirsty-related gene family, member 33 (gene btr33). Bases 180 to 1829 code for a protein of 549 amino acids. Lineage: Eukaryota; Metazoa; Chordata; Actinopteri; Characiformes; Serrasalmidae. Gene Ontology annotation, molecular function: protein binding; zinc ion binding. The record is from RefSeq and is a predicted model, not a curated record. The transcript has 7 exons.